GCCACUUGUUCCGAACAGUCGAGUUAGUGCUGUGGCUUGUGUAACUGCGAGUGCAUAACGCUUGGUGAACUGGAACUAAAUAGCAAGAUAUACUCAAACACAAACAAAAACGAAGAAAGUUUGUGUUGCUGUAGCAGCAGACGUUUCGGAUAGACCCAGUGGAUCUGAGUGGUGCUGUCAAAAUGGGAGUUCAAGGCUGUCUUAGCAUCACAAAAUACUUUCUGUUCCUGUUCAACCUUCUGUGUUUUUUAAUCGGAGUACUGAUGCUGGCAUGUGGCCUCUGGAUACUCUUUGACGAAUCAACAUUUCUCAGAACCUUAAAUGUACCCCCACUCCAACUAUUUUCUUACAUAUUUUGUGGCUGUGGCACUUUCACUAUGAUGAUUGGCUUUUUUGGAUGUCUGGGUGCUCUCAAAGAAGUUCAGUGUAUGCUGGGAAUGUACUUCUUUUUCCUGCUCAUGCUUCUGGCUGCACAGAUCACCCUUGGAACAUUGAUCUACACCCAGAGGAACACGGUUAAGGCAUAUGCUGUUGAGUCAGUAACGAAAAUUAUUAUAAACUACAAAAGUGGAAAUGCUUCCAAUCCAGCAUUACACAAAGACUUGGACAAGAUUCAGGAAAAUAUGCAGUGCUGUGGAUGGAUCUCCAAAAAUGACUGGAAACAAAACACAUUCAUCAACCAAGGAUUAGUCCCCUGCUCCUGUUAUAACCAGAGUAAACCUGAAUCCCAUAUGAAAACAAAUGAGACAGAACUGUGUGACAUCGAGAGCGAAUAUGUCUACAGUCAGGGCUGUCAAGACAAGAUCCUGUUAUGGUUAGAAAACAGUCUUUCCUGGAUUUUUGUAACCUGUGCAGUAAUCGGUGUAAUCGAGCUCUUUGGUAUGAUCCUUUCGAUGUGUCUGUGUAGAAGAAUUGGCCAAGACUACGACAAGCUCAUCCGCUUCAGCUGAUUUGGCUCCUGGCAAUUGAGGCCCCAGGACUCAACACAUCUAUCCAGCUCAUGAGUGUGUGUGUGUGUUUAUUCUUUCCAGACAUUUGUUAACCUUUACUUAUGCUUUUAUUCCUGUGGAAGCCACUUGGAAAGCGGUUGAAGUUUGUUUUUUACCUUUAUAAUCUUUCAGUGGACUCCAUCCAACAAAGUAUGAUCUCUGACAUUCAUGCAGGGAAAUGCUGCAGCACAUGCAAUGCUAACCUUUGCCAUCCUCCUCACUGCAGGCUGCUGAUCACACUGUUGAUAUUCAGACCCUGUGGUGUAGGAAUUCCACUAGGAAUCCAUAUACAGUAGUAUUUGUUCUUACAGUACUGUAUAUAAAACAUUCCAAUGGGUGUUCACUUAACCAUAUUCCAAAUGAGGUAAUCUUUAUUGUGUGCAGCUCCAUUUCCAAGUGAGCCCAAGAGAGAAAGAGUUAAGAUGAAUAAAACUAAACAACAUACGAUAGUGAGUUACGUCCACUCUUCAGCUUGGCUACUAGCUAAGUGAGAGUGAAGCCAAGUUGCGUGCAAUUAUGAGAAAAAAAAACAUACAUGCACUGUUUGACGUUGUCCAUAUUUAUUAUUAUUAAUGUUACUUAGAUGUAAAAAAAGAUACUGUAUUUUACAUUUUAUUGCAUUUAUAAUGUUUUUUUGUUUUUUUAUCACUGAGUUCAUUUUUUUAUAUGUUGUGUUCAUCCAUCAGUCUUAACACUUUUUCACAUUUGAUAUUACAGAGCUAUACAGCCUAUUGUGCAAUCAUCCAUUCAUCCUUCCUUUUACUUAACAUGCACAAUCCAAUAAUGGAGUCAUGGAGAGUCAUAGACAAUCCAAGCAAUAACACGCACAAGGCAGGAACCAGCCCUGGACAUGGAGCCAUCACAGGGUACACUCAUGCAUAUGCCCACACUGCCUCACACCUGAACAAUGCAGAGCUGCCACUCAGUCUAACACCAACAUAUUUACACACAGGGGAAACACAGACUGGGCUGGCAUUUGACGUUGCUCUCCUGGAGCUGUGGGGAACAAGUGCUAACCAUUGCUUCUUCAAGCCCCAUUAGAAACAUUAAUUUAUACCUAGAGUAAAUAAUACCUUUAAUGAAGAAUCCUAGUGCAAAGGGCAUUUCUGAGCAAUUACACUAUAUAUAAUCAGGGAAGAUUCUGUGCAGGUUAUGCUCCAGUUAGAAGAUCUGGCCCAUAGUAUGCCAUGUCUUGCCAGGAUUUCUUUCCAUUUUUUGAAUGUUGAUCAAUUUAUUGCUGUCUUUUAAUUGUGUGUACUUAUCAGCUUAAAACCAGUUACACCAGUUUUUCAGUAACUGUUCAUGUUCUCUAGACUUUACAUCCAUGGCCUCAAAAUCUAUUUACUUGAACUUCAAAAAAUGAUGACUUUUCAAAAUACAGUAACUUGAUUACUUUCCCAUUACAAUGUUCAUUCAGUUUUUGACACUUCUUUCUCUUGAUUGUGUUCCCAGAGGUAAUAAGCACAUUACAGCCAGGCCAUUGCAGGGUUCAUUCACAUGCAAACCCAUACCUAGGCACACUAGGUCAGUUUACCAUCAUCCUGGCAUGUCUUUUCAUACUCCACAGAGAAGACAUCCCAAGUGGCAAACAAAAAGCAUCUAAGCGCUAUGAGGCAGCAAUGUUACUCACCUUGUUAUUAUGUAUAUAAUGGCAUUUCUAACAAUGGCAAAUCUGAAAUAAAUCAUCUGUAUUAACCUUGUGUGAUCUUA
This is a messenger RNA of Polypterus senegalus (gray bichir), 2699 nucleotides long. Its product is annotated as CD82 antigen-like. NCBI's taxonomy places the organism in Eukaryota, Metazoa, Chordata, Cladistia, Polypteriformes, Polypteridae. The record is from RefSeq and is a predicted model, not a curated record. Gene Ontology annotation, cellular component: membrane. The transcript is spliced from 9 exons. The coding region runs from base 183 to 950 and encodes 255 amino acids.